AUGAGCAACUUCACUCCAGACUCCAGCGGGCAGAGCUCUGCUUCAGGUUCAAGCUCGAUGCAUCCAGAAUUUCGACAAAAUCCGUUUUUAAGCGAAGCUGACCGAAAAAAAUGGGAUUUACGCAAGGUCGUAAAGAAUAUCGAACUUUCCAAUCCGUUGAAACCGCUUCGAGACAUCCUUAGAGAAGUAAAGCAAUAUCUGGUGGAAGUAGAGGAUCGAGGGAGCAGCUUGCAAGCGAGAGAAGCCCAAGAAAUUAUCACCAACUGGAAGGAUGAGACUCGGACCUUACAAUUGAAUAGAAAGGGGAAGCUCACCCAAAAAAGGGAACAUGGGUCGGCAAGCUCUGUUGGGGUCUCCAUUGGUCAUAUUACGGGCAAUGUAGUCAUCCACAACUCAGCCCAAUUACCGGCUAAUUCAGGCGAUGACAGUAGCUCGAUCAGUAGCGUUGAAGAGCACCACAACAAGAUGUGUCGCGUGUACCUGCAGGGUAGUUACGGUGCUGAGGAGGACAUGGACGAGCAAAAAGAACCAGCAAGAAAGUGGUUGGUCCAAGGCGAGGAUAUGACAGCCCACCUAAACAGAUACAGGAGGAAAUGCGUUAAAAUGGCGCAAAGCAAAACACACCUAUCAGACCGUCAUGUUCUUGCACUUUCGUUCAUAUAUCUUAUCUCGCCUAUCGACCACUGUGCUACAUCCACCUUGCAUUUGUGUGAACAGCAUGCUGUGUUUGAGGAGCUGUCGCAGACUCUCCCACGUGUGUCUAAAGACGUGUGGAAGAUUUGUCGAAAAGCGCGGCAUGCAGCAACACGAAACCAAAGCGUCGAACAGUUCCUUCGAAGCGAAUAUUCUGCAGGAGAAGAAUGUGAUGAGGAGAUGCAGCAGUGCGUGCAAAUCCUUUACAACCUGGUCCGAAUUCUCCCGGCCUAUGACAGUCAUCAGGUUGAUUCUUCGGUCAUGGCCGAAAGCCUGAAAGCCUUUGUGAAGUCGUCUCUCACGAUUGAUUCUGCAAAGGGAGAAUGGCUCCAUCAUCGCAUCCCUUACGUUGACAAUUCGACCGGAAUGUCCACCUCGCUCAAACCGGAUUACGUUAUGUACACCGAAGCAGGUGUGACCAAUUUCGAGUUGCUUUUUAUUGAAAUCAAGAACUGGCCCAGCAAGGGCAUCAAAGAAGAAACCGAUACUAUCAAGCUAGGCAAAGAAAUGAAGCUUGGUAUUGACAAGUUGGUGGACGAAGGGGUAGAAGAUCCUAUGACAGUUGGGAUGAUAGUGGAAGGCUGUCAUGCGAAGACCUAUUACAUGGAUCUAAGAUUCGACGGCUUAUACAGGAUGGUCGAAAUCUGCCAAUUCGAUCUACCAACGAACCGGGGGGACGAGCUGCUGCUUGUGCCACCAGUGCUUGAAAGAUUAAAGCAGAUGAAGGUGAUGACUGAACAAACGAUCAAGAAUAUACACGCGGCGGUGGAUCCGGCCCGGCUGAAAACGCCUUCCGAGGCUUUAGGCUUUCUCCGCUUGUCGUGUGGAACACCAACUGUGACAAAGAAGUAA
Messenger RNA from Radiomyces spectabilis, 1545 nucleotides. RefSeq lists its product as uncharacterized. Lineage: Eukaryota; Fungi; Mucoromycota; Mucoromycetes; Mucorales; Radiomycetaceae. The record is from RefSeq and is a predicted model, not a curated record. The transcript has 7 exons. Bases 1 to 1545 code for a protein of 514 amino acids.